AUGAGUGCGAUAGACGAGUUUGAAGCCUUCAAUUAUGAGGCGCCAGGAGUCCUUAUUUUCUUGGGAGGAAUACUUCGGGGACCCCGGAGUGGGUUUGCAACAAGUUUCGCUGAUGCCUUCUCAGAUGAUCUGGAUACCCAACGAAGCUACGCAAGAGGUAUCCUUUCCGUAGCGUACUUUUUCUUGGUACUUUUGGUUGUGUGGUCAUUCGUCCUCAUUGUCUUGAAGAUCAAAGGUGACGAAGUUGGAUGCGCUUCCGGAUCAGCGUUUCACUUGGUUCAAAUCGACAAUGGCGAGGAUGAGUUGCAGGAAACAGAUUCUUCUUCCGGCGAUGACAGCAAUGGUAACAAAUACGAGCCUACGGAUGAACAAAGUAGAUCAGGUGGUGGCGAAGGUGGUUACGAAGUCGCCCUAUCUGACGCUGGAUCAGACCUUUACGCCGAAAGCGAAAUGCUCGAGGACCAGUCGAGCUGGGCUACAGAGCCAGAGAGAACACGUACGAAUUAUUCUCAUUUUUCGAGGAUGAAGGAAACUCCAUUAGAACGCAAGACAAGGAUGUGUUUUUUGCUUUGCAGCAUAAUUUCACUGUGUACUGUGCCAUUCAUUCUGGUGUUCUCCUUUGGGCCAAUGAAGGAAGCCACUGAAGCCGCCAAACAAGCAGUAUUGGAAGCAGAAGAUCUAAUCGAUUCGGUCUCGAGAUCUUUCGGGUCCGUCGAGGAAGCUCGUUUGAGCUCACAAGCCAUUCUCGAUACCAUGCCCCCAAGCCUUGUUGACAUUUGCCCCAACAUCAGAGCUAGUGAAAUGGAAGUUGAGCUUGGAAUCGAUCUCGGCAUUCUACUUGGAAUCGUGUACGAGGAUUAUCGGGUUACCGCGAAUCUUGUCGAUGCGCGAUUGAACUUUUUCUUCAAUGCAAUCGGUCAACUAGGGAAUGGAAGCUCAGUCUUUAAUGUCCAUGUGACUGAGACCGAAUCCAUGAUGUGGAUGGUUCCAGGACUACUGUUCUCCAUCAGUGUUCUAAGUGCAGCCGCAAUGUUUGGUUCUCUUUUGGCUUGGAAAAAGAAAUCUGGUCAUCGUUUGCAAAUGACCAUGUCAUACUUGGUGUUCCCAUCUCUUAUUAUUGUUGCACUCGCAUGCUGGGUAGUGGUUGCUCUUACCUCAAUCGGUACCAUGUUGACUUCUGACAUUUGUGCUCCAGACUCUCCCGUCCGUACCCCGGAGUCCACAGUCUACGAGCUUCUGUCCACCCGAAAUAGGGAUCAAAACGAUACUGUUUACCAAUUCGUUGACUUCUAUGCCAGUGGAUGCUCGGGAAGUGUGGAUCCAAAGGAAUACAUCACCCAUUUGGAGCGGCUGGUACAAGAGGAUAUUGAUGGUAUCUGGCGACAAAUCUCAAUUAUCGAUUCCAUUGGACGAGCAAAACUGAUUCGGGACUGUGGAGGAGACGCAUUGGUUGAUUUCGUGACUGGAUCUCGAAAUGUGGCCAAGCUACUGACAAGCAUGCGAAGAUCACUUCGAAGCGCGAGCGGGCAUCUGGAAUGUGACACACUGUAUCCAAUCUAUUCGCAAACAGUUCAUGAAGAUCUCUGUACAAACACUGCAUUAGCUUCAUCAUACGGGUUCAUCUUGUUUCUCAUUCUGGCCAUUACAACAUCAGUGGCGAUCACAUUACGGGCAUCAUGGCUGCAAAGUAUUGGCGAAGAAGAAAAGGUUUUCGAAGACGAGGACGAUAUUGCAGAGAAUAUGGUCGUCGAUGAGCACGAGGAGUACCUCAGCUACAUAUCGCAGUACAAACAUGAAUGGCAAGAUUACGAUGGAAUCGAUAAUAGUGCGGCAUCGCCGCGAGAACAUAGAGAUCGAUACUACAGUACUCACGAGCCAUCACCACGCUACGCUUCUGACCAUGACGACGAAUACUAUGAAGAUGAGACUGGUCGGGAGGCAGAAGGAUUCCGAACUGAUGCUGAAGGAUACCAGGGAUCAGACGAGUGCUCAGAAUUUUCGACCCCAAUUGAUGAAAACGCUAUCGAGCAAGUAGUUUGCCCAGCGGAAAUGGCUGCUCCCGUGACCAUGUCACCAUAUGAUGAUGUUUACUAUAACCCAAUUGAUGCCAACAGCUACGGAGAAUCUGAAGUCCUGGACGUUCCUCAACCAAUGCCUCCCCCUCUAGCAAAUUUCGAAUACAAACAAAGUCGAGCACAGAAAAUCAGAAAUCAUGCUUCUGCCCCAUCAAGUGCCCAUGCUAUGGAUCAUCGUGGACGAAGAGAGCCUGAGGGCCAAUACGCCCAGAAAGGAGAUUCGUUGCAGACCGAGAUUGAAGUCACUAGUCCCGGAGAAGAGGAGAUUACGCUGCAUUCGCGGGCCGUCUCUGAUAUAAGUUCAGUGACCAUGGAUUUCUUGAAAGAAAGCGAUCCGUAG
Molecule: messenger RNA, 2415 nt
Organism: Cylindrotheca closterium
Lineage: Eukaryota; Bacillariophyta; Bacillariophyceae; Bacillariales; Bacillariaceae
Source: the annotation of a GenBank genome assembly